Callorhinus ursinus (northern fur seal) is the source of this 1503-nucleotide messenger RNA. RefSeq names its product natural cytotoxicity triggering receptor 2-like. Gene Ontology annotation, cellular component: cell surface. Gene Ontology annotation, molecular function: signaling receptor activity. NCBI's taxonomy places the organism in Eukaryota, Metazoa, Chordata, Mammalia, Carnivora, Otariidae. The record is from RefSeq and is a predicted model, not a curated record.
CUCGAUGUGCUGGGGCAUCUGGGCAGAGUCGGGCCUAGUUCCUGGGUCUCUCCGUCCUGUAGCCACCCUGUACCCUUCACUCCAGGCACCCUCGCACGGGGACAGGGCAGUAUGACCUGGGAGGCCCUACACCUGCCGCUGGUCCUGCUGCUGUUUGCCUCAGGCUCCUGGGCACAAGUCGAGGAGAAUGAGGUGGUGUGGGCGGUUCAGCAGCAGGUGGUCUCUGUGAAAUGCCCGUCCACGCCCCCGGCAGGUGAGUAUGAGAAUAAAAUCUGGUGUAAGGAAACCAAGCCAGGUUAUUGUUUGAAGCUGGUCACCAGCACCAGACCCCAGGUAAUGGCUCAAAACCCUCCACAUUUUAUCUGGGACAACCCUUCUGCUGGCUUCUUCAUUGUCAUCGUAACAGAAAUCACGAAGAAGAGUUCAGGAACCUACUGGUGUGGAAUAGACAGAGGUCCUAAAGAGAGCAUCUAUAUUCUCAAGAACAUCAGCCUGGUGGUGACUUCAAUGACAACUGGUUCAACCUUCAUCAGUGACUCUGAUUACUGCCUGGGAUCCUCCCCUCCUUCUUCCCCCUUCUCCCAUAGUUUUUUGGGCAGCACUUCUGUGAUGCUGUUGUGUGCAUUCCUCAUGACCAAGAUCUUGGCUUUGACAGCCCUCCUCCUGUUUCUGACCUACAGAGCCCAGGUCUCCACCAGGACCAUGGGAGUAGCAGCAAUGGCUGCCCCCAGCCCCACCAAGACCCGAGAGCCCUUGGGCACUCCCCACUGAGCCUGGAGUUCCCCCACCUCCUCCUGUUCCAUCAGGACCACUGAGAUCUGGAGCCUCCGAGACAAGGCCGUUCCUGUGCCUCUGGAAGACACCUCCCACCACCUAACUCCACCAGCUACACUAUGGUGGUGCCUCUCGUCCCAGAGCUGAGGAUCCCCAUGUUGCCUUCUCCAACGCCAUGUCCACAAAGAGGGGACCCACCACCUGGGAGACUCUCCCUGUGCAUCCGGGCCACCCCCUCCUACCCAGUGGACCAAACUCAACUGGUAGGCAUCCUCCCCCUAAUGUGUGCCCUUCCCUCCACUCCAGGGUUUCCUGUUUCUCUGUCAGCUCACAGUUCAGCUGAUCUUCCGAUCACCAAUGCCCACUGCAGUCAGCUUUGGUUCUUCCUCCCGAUAAGGGAAAUAGCCUUCCUUCAUACCAUAUACAAAUGUAAUAUUUGAUAUUUCCAAAAGUGACAUAAGUUUUAAAAGUAUAUGACAAUGAAGGAAUAAUAUUUCCAUCCUCUAUGCCAGAUAAAAGGGUUAACAGCUUUAGGACCUAAACAUCUUUUUCUUUUAAAUAAAUAAGCAUCAGGCAAAUAUUUCCAUUUUAAAGAGGGCUAAGGAUAGGAACAAGUUAACUGUUACAGAAUAAAGAGCAAAUACUACGUAUGAACAUGUGUCCAAAAUGGUAGAUAAUCAGAGAGAUGAGAAAUGAAGUGAGACCCCACACUUUGCCUAUCAGUUCAAA